AUGGAUCUUUACUCGAGACUCAACCCCUCAUCCAAAAUCGGCAACACGUCUUACCACCUCGUCCAGCUCACAAAGGACCUGCUCGAGGAACUCGACUCCAAGAAGGGACAGCCAGCAACGCCGACGCCGACGCCGACGCCGACGCCGGCGGUGCCGUCCGAGCACGACCGACUGCUCCGCAAGUACGACGUCAAGGCGUCCGAAAACUACCAGUUCAAAUCGAUCGACGAGCUGGCAACCCCGUACCUCACGACCCCGUCCGCCACGUACAAGAUCAGGCAGCAGAACCACUCCAACUGCGUCAUGCUUCUCCACAACAACGUAAACUUCCUCAACUUUGACAACUACCUUAUCCUCGAACGACAGAACACGCACCAGCUGCGCCAGAUGAAACUCAGCUUCAAAGACGUGCCCAUCAAGGAGUUGAACAGCAUCGCCGACAUCAAGCAACUCCACAGUGACAACGAGGACGACCACGACUGCCUCACCGUGCAGCAGCUUAACAAAAUCUACGCGUCGAGCAAGAAGCUCUUGGAGAACACGCCCAUCUCCAUCUCCGAAUUCGAUACGCUCAUCCUCCAGAGCGGCUACGUCCCACAUUACAACAGCCUCGCAAAAAUCCACACCAACUUGGAGACGAUGAUCUUGAACCUUCUCUUGUCGUGCAUCUUGGAGGUCGCCGAGGAUAUCAAUGCAGAGCUGUUGCCAGCGCAGGCCGCAGACGUGCUCCGGAGAACAUACUUCAAGAUCCUGGAGAAAUUCCGGCUCGAGAAAAACCAUUUGAUUCUACGAAUAGUCACCAACGUGUUUUUGCGAUAUGUGCAGCCAAGCAGCAACGCUGCUGCCGUAGCCGAAUUACCCCCACUCGACGAAGCGGACCAGUACGUCGCCUACUCCCUUAUCGCCACCGGCGGGUACUUGCUGCUGCACAACAAGAUCAUCAGGUUCCUCACUAUGACGAUUUUGGAGAAGGAGAAGACGAUUUUGCUGGACGACCUGCUGAUCCAGAUUCGGUUGAACCUCCCGGUGAACUAUCUACCAAGCUUCGAGAUCAGCGAGAUCCUGAGCGGGUUCAGCUACACGCAGAAGCUGGACAAUGGGCAGUUGGAGAUCCACCACCUUACCGUAGACCAGCUCUCGGCUUAUAAGACACCGCAGGAGCGGUUCUCGAGGCUGUUUGGCCUCAAGUCGCAGUGGACGCUCGAGGAGUUGCAGCCCUUUGUCGCCCCGCUCAAUGCGAAGGGGAUCAAGAUCGACAAGUUUUGUCUCAAGUACUGCCGGGUUAAGAAGACUAAAAACCGAACCGUGCUUAUGAGGCGCUGA
Molecule: messenger RNA, 1323 nt
Organism: Pichia membranifaciens NRRL Y-2026
Lineage: Eukaryota; Fungi; Ascomycota; Pichiomycetes; Pichiales; Pichiaceae
Exons: 1
Coding region: 1-1323 (440 amino acids)
Biological process (GO): maintenance of mitotic sister chromatid cohesion; mitotic sister chromatid cohesion
Cellular component (GO): Ctf18 RFC-like complex; chromosome, centromeric region; chromatin
Source: RefSeq, a predicted model, not a curated record